CUUAUUUACCUUGAUUACUCUCUGUUUUUAUUCGAAGACUGGGAGGUUGAUGCAAAGAAGAUAUCUGGCUCUGCUUUUUUUUUGGAUUCAGCUUGAUAUACCUACUUGUUUGUUUGUUUGUUUGUCUGUCUGAUUGCUGAGCUGGCUGUUUGAAAUAUACCUUCUCUGGUUGUAAAAGAAUCCAAAAACAAUAACAAAGGGGAGGGAAGAUUGCCAGAAUAUUCUCAUCAUGACUUCGUCGGCGGAUUACACGGAUAUCAAGUUUGAGAUUCGGGGCCAGAUUGGGAUUAUAACGCUUAAUCGGCCCAAGGUGCUCAACACAUUUGGCGGCAAUCUCCUCGCUGACGUGGUGAAAGCGCUGCGCGUGCUCGAUGCGCACCCAGACACCGUCUUCACUGUCUUGACGGGAGCAGGGCGCUUUUUUUCGGCCGGCGCUGACAUCACCAUGUUUGGGGAUAAGGUCGAGUACGCGGAUGAGACGGCCAAGAGGAUUGCGACAAUGAACCGGUUUAGCCUUUCUCGCGAGCUCAUGCAGCAGAUGAUUGACCACAAAAAGGUCUUUGUUCUUGCGCUCAAUGGCCCGGGGGUGGGCGGUGGUUCGGCAUGGUUCCCCGGCGUGGCUGACAUUAUUCUGGCGUCGUCGACAGCCUGGUUGCAAUGUCCCUUCUCCUCGCUCGCUCUCGUGCCGGAGCAGGGCUCUACGACUAUGCUUGCACAGUCCAUGGGAGUGCACCGUGCAAACGACUUUUUGAUGUUUGGCCGCAAGUUCAGUGCAAAAGAGCUGGUCGACGCGGGCCUUUACAACUAUGUGUGGGACGCCACCGGCGACGAGUUCCAGAAGAAGGUCAUUGAGUUUCUAGAGGGCCAGCUCGAGGUCAAUGAUGGCAAGGCCAUGAUGGAGGUGAAGAGGCUUCAGAAUGCCCCGUUGAGGAGCUCGAGGAUGAUGGCUGUGACUGAUGCCCUGAGUGCGCUUGCAGACCGCAUUGUAGAUGGUGCGCCGGUCAAGAGAUUUGAUAUGAAGAGAAAGGAACUCGAGGCGAAGAGGAAGGCCAGGUCGAAUCUCUAG
Molecule: messenger RNA, 1066 nt
Organism: Exserohilum turcica Et28A
Lineage: Eukaryota; Fungi; Ascomycota; Dothideomycetes; Pleosporales; Pleosporaceae
Exons: 3
Coding region: 230-1066 (278 amino acids)
Biological process (GO): fatty acid beta-oxidation
Cellular component (GO): peroxisomal matrix
Source: RefSeq, a predicted model, not a curated record